AUGUGUGAGGCGAAGCUGGAGCCCGACGUCAUCAGUUACAGCGCUGGGAUCAGCGCGUGCGAGAAGGGCGAGCAGUGGCAGCGAGCUUUGGCGCUGCUGAGCGAGAUGCAGGAGUUGAAUCUGGAGUCCAACGCCAUUUCUUUUACAAUCUACAAUGCUGGGAUCAGCGCGUGCGGGAAUGGCGAGCAGUGGCAGUGGGCGCUGGCGCUGCUGACCGCGAUGCGGGAGGCGAAGCUGGAGCCCAACGUCAUCACUACAGCGCUGGGAUCGGCGCGUGCGAGAAUGGCGAGCAGUGGCGUCGGGCUGUGGAGCUUCUGA
Messenger RNA from Prorocentrum cordatum, 318 nucleotides. The record is from the annotation of a GenBank genome assembly. NCBI's taxonomy places the organism in Eukaryota, Dinophyceae, Prorocentrales, Prorocentraceae.